AUGAAUAGCUCCAUAGUCUUGCCGUAUUGGGAGAACGCAUCAGUGCAAGAGAUGAUCCAAGGCGGCAACUGUUAUAUACUUGAAAAUUUAGACUUCGCAAAUUUAGGCCUGGAGCUGCAGUCGUGGGGGGAGCUGAAAACACUAUCCUCCGUGUGUGACACCACAACUAUAAUCAGACGUGUGUUCUUUUGGCUGCCUUUAGUUAUCGGAAUUCCCGCAAAUAUUCUGGCACUACUGACCAUUCUGAGAUUUCCAAGAACUACAGGGACUUUUUACCUAACACUGCUGACGAUAUUUGACUUGAUGGCUCUGGUGACAAAGGCGAUAAAUGUUGCAAUGUUGACUUUUAUCUUUUUCGAGUCUAUCAGCUGUAAGUUGAUAAUAAUGUUGACAACUUUUACAAGCACCUAUGCAAACUGGGUACUUGUGUUGAUUUGUUUCGAACGAUAUAUCACUGUUCUGUUUCCGCUGAAGAAGAAUUUUUACUUUACUAUGAAUCGAGCUCGUCUAGUUGCUAUCAUUGCUGCUGUGAUUAUUUUCUUGUUUUGUUCAGUGUAUUUAUGGAUCGUCAUAGCUGAUGGUGGAUGUGUGGGAAAUGACGAGGAUUUCUACAAUAAAUGGGUCCAUGUGACGACGGUUCUGUACAGCUAUCUCCCUGCAGUUCUGCUAAUCAUCAUGGUGUUGCUGAUUUGGAGGGAGCUGAAGAAGAUUCAGAAAGUCAGGGAGUACAUAUUCUGCGGAGAAGAAGGAACCAACUCUGCGGCUCUCACCCAGCAAAGAUUACAAGAACAAGCUAAAACAGAACGUGGUAUUACUAUGAUGCUUUUGUUUGCGGCAGUUACAUUUGUAAUCAUGACUGUUCCAAUAUGCGUGGUUCUGGCGGUGGACAGCACUGGAAUCACCAAACAAUCAAUCUUCGGUCGAGUUUAUUUUAGACUGUUUUACACUAUUGCAGGAGGUCUUGUUACCUUAACACACGCUGUUAACUUUUUUAUUUACUUUAUUUCCACAGAAAGGUUCAGAGGCCAUUUCCGGCAGCUUUUUCGUUGCUUACCAUACGACAACAGAGACACUUAUCAUGAGAGAACUGUGAACACAUUUGAGGAACAGCUAUAG
This is a messenger RNA of Candidula unifasciata, 1116 nucleotides long. Lineage: Eukaryota; Metazoa; Mollusca; Gastropoda; Stylommatophora; Geomitridae. The record is from the annotation of a GenBank genome assembly.